UGCGGGGAGAAAGCGGCUGUGGAGAGAACGUGUCUCGACCGAGUGCUUGGAUUCAGCUUCUUCAUUUCCAACAUGGAAGAAACUUACAUCGAUUCCCUGGACCCUGAAAAGCUAUUACAAUGCCCCUAUGAUAAAAACCACCAGAUCAGGGCCUGCAGGUUUCCUUAUCAUCUUAUCAAGUGCAGAAAGAAUCAUCCUGAUGUCGCAAACAAAUUGGCUACUUGUCCCUUCAAUGCUCGUCACCAGGUUCCUCGGGCUGAAAUCAGUCAUCAUAUCUCAAGCUGUGAUGAUAAAAGUUGUAUUGAGCAGGAUGUUGUCAACCAAACCAGGAACCUUGGACAAGAGACUCUGGCUGAGAGCACAUGGCAGUGCCCUCUUUGCGAUGAAGAUUGGGAUAAAGAUCUGUGGGAACAGACCAGCACCCCAUUUGUCUGGGGCACAGCCAACUACUGUGGCAACAACAGCCCUGCAAGCAACAUAGUUGUGGAACAUAAGAGUAACCUGGCUUCAGGCAUGCGUGUUCCUAAGUCUCUGCCAUAUGUUCUGCCAUGGAAAAACAAUGGAAAUGCACAGUAAAUGAAUAUCUCAUCAAAUGCCAGACCCUAGAAGACUCUUGCUUCUUCCUGCCACCAAUGGGUUCUUCAUGGUUUUUCCUCCUAAUCUAAUUAUAGAAAGAUAAACUGUCUGUGACUUUCAAAAA
Mustela lutreola (European mink) is the source of this 700-nucleotide messenger RNA. Its product is annotated as gametocyte-specific factor 1-like. The record is from RefSeq and is a predicted model, not a curated record. The transcript has a single exon. The coding region runs from base 73 to 576 and encodes 167 amino acids. NCBI's taxonomy places the organism in Eukaryota, Metazoa, Chordata, Mammalia, Carnivora, Mustelidae.